AGCGUCAUUUCCCGUGUGUGCACGAUCCGUGUGUACAGGCUAACUGCUUUUGUUAUAAGCUAUCUCUGUUUGUUAGUAGUUAGAAACAUAUAAAGGUUCCGUAAUUAGAAUAGCUGUUGUGAUGGCUGAAGCGAUUCAGAAGAAAUUACAGUCAGAGCUGGAGAAAUAUCAACAACUGCAAAAAGAUGUCAGUAAAAGUAUGUCAGCAAGACAGAAGCUGGAGGCACAGUUAACUGAAAAUAAUAUUGUUAAGGAGGAGCUUGCAUUGUUGGAUAGCCAAAAUACAGUUUACAAAUUAAUUGGACCAGUUUUGGUCAAACAAGAUCUAGAUGAAGCCAAAGCAACAGUGAGCAAGAGAUUGGAAUACAUCAACGGUGAAAUUCAGCGCUAUGAAACUUUACUGAAGGAGAUGGAGAGAAAGUCUGAGCAGCAUCGGGAAGUUCUCUCCAGCCUGCAGCAGGAGUACCAGCGCGCUCAGGGUCAGGCCGUUGGGAAAGUCUAAAUGGAUUAUGAAGCAAAACUUAUCCAGCAAAACU
Carassius auratus (goldfish) is the source of this 536-nucleotide messenger RNA. RefSeq names its product prefoldin subunit 6-like. The transcript has 4 exons. Gene Ontology annotation, cellular component: cytoplasm; prefoldin complex. Gene Ontology annotation, molecular function: protein-folding chaperone binding. The coding region runs from base 122 to 502 and encodes 126 amino acids. The record is from RefSeq and is a predicted model, not a curated record. Gene Ontology annotation, biological process: chaperone-mediated protein complex assembly; protein folding. Lineage: Eukaryota; Metazoa; Chordata; Actinopteri; Cypriniformes; Cyprinidae.